AUGUCAGAUAAAGUACCAGCUUGGAAGCGAAUAGGGCUUAAGUUAAAGCAAGAGUUAGAGGUAGAUCCGUUAGCCAUAAGUCAACAUGUAUCAGAUUCAAACUUAACAACCAACCAAAUCAAGAAAUUAAACAAACAAAAGAGACAGCUUGAAACCAAUAAGAAAGAUGAUAAAAAACCACCUAAAAGAGUUAAGUUACCAAAAAGUGAAAGACCAGAACCUCCUGUGAAAGAUCAAUUAACUUACUUGAGACAAUUUCUGAAUGAUAGAGAGAACUGGAAGUUUAGUAAACAGAAACAAAAUUGGAUUUUAAAGAAUAUUAAAGAUAUACCAUCAAGUUAUGAACCAGAUUUGAUUAAAUAUCUUGAAGGAUUACAAGGAGGUUCAAGAAGUCGAGUAGUUGAAGAUAUGAAGAAAACAAUUCAAGUUUGGAAUUUGUCGGUAGAAGAAGUUGAAGCAAAAAUUGAACAAGAAAUCAAUCUGAAACUUCACCCAGAAACCAAAGUACAGGAAAAUGAAAGCGAUAAAGUAACAAAAGAAGACAAUAAAACUAACCGAAAGGAAUCAAAGGAAAUAAAACAAGAAGUUAAACCAGAUAAAUCAUCAGUAUUAAGAUUUAAACGAAUAUUACUGGUUUUGACUGAUGAAGAAAUAGAAGUUAAAGGAGUCGAAGCAUCUGAAAUAACAAAUGAUGAUGCUGCAGAAGAAGAAGAAGAAGAAGAAGAAGAAACCAAUGAUGUUGAAUCAGAAGAAGAUAACUUAAUAGUAGAAGAAGUAGAUGUGGAUUAG
Messenger RNA from Scheffersomyces coipomensis, 789 nucleotides. RefSeq lists its product as uncharacterized. NCBI's taxonomy places the organism in Eukaryota, Fungi, Ascomycota, Pichiomycetes, Serinales, Debaryomycetaceae. The coding region runs from base 1 to 789 and encodes 262 amino acids. The transcript has a single exon. The record is from RefSeq and is a predicted model, not a curated record.